AGAUCGGAGAGGGCACAGGGCCAGGGACUCUGGCCAGACAUAGGCCCAGGUCUGUGGCUGGCCAACUGCGGCUGUGGGGCCUGGCAUGUGUCUCAACAUGGCACUGGAGCUCUACAUGGACCUGCUGUCAGCACCCUGCCGUGCCGUCUACAUCUUCUCGAAGAAGCAUGACAUCCAGUUCAACUUUCAGUUUGUGGAUCUGCUGAAAGGUUCCCUGUUAAGAUGACCCUGAUUGUGUCCGAGAAGCUUCCCUUUGGAUGUCCAGCUGUGUGCUGGGCCUGGCUUCCUUAAAGUGGAGACAGAGUGAGAGCGAUGGGAUUGCGGAUGGGACCCAGGCCCUCAGGGCUUCAGGUCACCACCACAGCAAAGGAUACAUUGACAUCAACCCCCUCAGGAAGCUGCCCAGCCUCAAAGAUGGGAAAUUUAUCUUAAGUGAAAGCAGACAAGAGUACAGAGACCUGGCAGGGCAGGUGGCCCUGGAGUGCAGCCUCCUCUUCCCUCCUCUUCCCAACCCUGGCCAGUUGCUGAUCCCAAAGAUAACAGGGGAGGAAGUUUCAGCUGAGAAGAUGGAGCAUGCAGUGGAAGAGGUGAAGAACAGCCUGCAGCUCUUUGAGGAGUAUUUUCUGCAGGAUAAGAUGUUCAUCACCGGGAACCAAAUCUCACUGGCUGACCUGGUGGCCGUGGUGGAGAUGAUGCAGCCCAUGGCAGCCAACUAUAAUGUCUUCCUCAACAGCUCCAAGCUAGCUGAGUGGCGUAUGCAGGUGGAGCUGAAUAUUGGCUCUGGCCUCUUUAGGGAGGCCCAUGAUCGACUAAUGCAGUUGGCCGACUGGGACUUUUCAACAUUGGAUUCAAUGGUCAAGGAGAAUAUUUCUGAGUUGCUGAAGAAGAGCAGGUGACCCUAGGCGCAGCCUGUCCCGCAGGGCCUGGCUGGCUUAGCAAUCUGAGCCACCUUCCUUAAAGGAAAUGUUAAAAAAAAAAAAACAAAAAAACAAAAAAACAACUGUUCUUUGCCUAAUAAAGAACUGGAACAACCAUCA
Molecule: messenger RNA, 1037 nt
Organism: Homo sapiens (human)
Lineage: Eukaryota; Metazoa; Chordata; Mammalia; Primates; Hominidae
Gene: GSTT4
Product: glutathione S-transferase theta 4
Exons: 5
Coding region: 258-896 (212 amino acids)
Cellular component (GO): cytoplasm
Molecular function (GO): glutathione transferase activity
Source: RefSeq, a predicted model, not a curated record